Annulohypoxylon truncatum is the source of this 1928-nucleotide messenger RNA. RefSeq names its product protein prenylyltransferase. The coding region runs from base 28 to 1602 and encodes 524 amino acids. Gene Ontology annotation, cellular component: CAAX-protein geranylgeranyltransferase complex; cytoplasm; protein farnesyltransferase complex. Gene Ontology annotation, biological process: protein farnesylation; protein geranylgeranylation. The transcript has 3 exons. The record is from RefSeq and is a predicted model, not a curated record. Lineage: Eukaryota; Fungi; Ascomycota; Sordariomycetes; Xylariales; Hypoxylaceae. Gene Ontology annotation, molecular function: CAAX-protein geranylgeranyltransferase activity; protein farnesyltransferase activity.
CAUCCACCAACUUCCAGCUCCGUGACCAUGCCGAAGAACAAAGGAGCAGGCGGCCGAGCCAAACCAGCUGAAUCAGCAAAACAAGAGCCGCCGAAGAAACCACAGACCAUCAAAGAGCUGGAGUGGCAGUGGUACUACGACACCAACCCUCACCAAAAGGCUUACGAACAGCUCGGCCUAGAUGGCAUGACCCCAGCCGACCGACAAGCCUACCUUAACCAAGAAUAUUUGAAACCCGGCCUCGCCAAAACCCUCUCCAACAAAGCGCAGAAGGAGCUCUGGAAACAGCUGAACGAGGCAAACGUUCCUCUGCGAAAUCUACCCCGGCCGCGUGAUAAUCAGUGGGGCCGCGACAAGAACGGCCGCGACAUUGGUGAUUAUACCGUUGAGGAGUACAAAGCAUACAACGCGAAAGCGAAUAGGCUUUUGUCUUUGUCGGAGAAGAGCUGGGAUUUCAAGCGCAAGCACGCCAGGGCUAGGGACGCUGACCGUUUUCCUCUUAGCGACACAGAGCAGCAGUAUCUCGCCUUAACUGAGGAGGAUAUUGAGGUCGAGAGAGCCAGAAGGAAGGAGAUGGCGCAAUUAAAGCAAGAGCUAUACGGCACAAAGUCGGAUCCGUACGCGCUAGAUCCGGACUGGGACGAUGUGGUACCGAUUCCCCAGGAAGAGACAGAAGGAGCACUCGCCGCGAUAGCAUAUCCAGACGAGUAUGCCGAAGCUAUGUCUUACCUCCGUGCCGUUAUGGCAGUGAAAGAAUACUCACCACGAUGUCUGAAGUUGACUGAGCGUAUCAUAUCGUUGAACCCAGCCCAUUAUACUGUCUGGAUUUAUCGAUUUUCGAUUAUUGAGGCCUUGAACAUCUCCAUCCCAGACGAGAUCGAGUGGCUCAACGACAUCGCAUUAACAUAUAUCAAGAAUUACCAGAUCUGGAACCACCGAAAUCAUCUGAUAGAUCACUACUACCCGACAAUAGUGACAUCACCGGUUGAUCUAGCUGCACUAGCCGACAGCGAAAAGAAGUUCCUAGACGAGAUGCUGGAGCUGGACACGAAGAACUACCACGUGUGGAGCUAUCGACAGUACUUAGUGCGUAAGCUGGGAUUAUGGGGUGAGGCCGAGUUGAAGAGCGUAGAGGCUUUGAUCGACGAUGAUGUGCGAAACAACUCGGCUUGGUCCCACCGCUUCUUCGUUGUCUUCUCAGACCCAUCGUAUUCAUCGCCCGACUCUCAUGCCACGGAAUAUGACCCCAAGAUUCCAGCCGAUAUCAUCGACCGCGAGAUAGAGUAUUCGAAGGCGAAGAUCCUGCUCGCGCCACAGAACCAGAGUCCCUGGAACUACUUGAAGGGCGUGCUGUACAAGGGUGGUAGGAAAAUGGGCACCGUGAGAGAGUUCGCUGAGCAAUUCGUUAAGAAUUUAGGUCUUGAAGAAAUGGAGCGGGUGCACAGCUCCCACGCCUUGGAUCUUCUAGCCGACGCCUAUAAGGAGGCGGGCGAAAAGGAUCUAGCGCGGACAGCCCUAAAGAGACUGGGCGAGAAGUGGGACCGUAUCCGCCGCGGGUACUGGGAGUAUCGGAUUACUUUGCUCGACGCGAGUCAACCCUAGGAGCUACGAUCGUAAACGGAACAUUGAUAUCAUGGCACGAUUCUACGGUGUGUAGUUUACCAUGAGUCCCGAUUCGUAGGAGGUGAAGAAGGUGUGAGGCGUGAUAUUGAAGGAGGACUAGCUUAAAAAAAUCCAUUAUUGUCGAUUGAAAAGGCUUUUAUUCGUGAUACGCCACGCAGAAGAGGAUAAAGGGAUUCUAUGGUGCACGUAAGACACAAACAAGCAGCAUAUUAGCAUAGGAUGGACUAGUAUGGUUUACCAAAUAUUGAAAUGCAGUGAGGUGAUGAAGUACCAUCACCUAGCAUUCAUAUUGAACUUAAGAUAAA